AUGGAUAACCAGCACAAGCAGCAGGGCUAUGACUACCAGAUUCGUGGAUUUUAUAAAGAGAAGAAUAGUAUAUUUACAAAUAAAAAUAGUUGUCGUGAUUUUAAUUUCCCAAUUGACUUAAAAAUAUCAAAUGUUGUGUCUGUUGGACCAUCCAUGAAGACGGUCAGAAAUAGGAAUCUCAAUUUCAGUCCAUAUCAGCAUUUUAUUGGAAAAUAUAGCAACUGUCUCGAGCCCGUAUAUCAACAGAAAUCUCAUUAUUUUGUAAAGAUUUUAGUAUGUGCUUUGGUGGCGGUGGUUGCCGCAGCCCCAGACCACUACGGACCACCUCAGACCGCCUUCUAUGGCUUUCCCAGUCCAGUCAUUCCCAUCCUGAAGGACGAGCGAGAGGGACCUGAUGCGUCUGGAGUGUACAGCUUCGAGUUCGAGACCGGCAAUGGCAUCAAGCGAGAGGAACAAGGUGCCCCUCGAGGACCAUCUGGCGCAGUGGCCAUGCAAGGAGGAUGGUCCUUCACCUUCCCCGAUGGCUCUCCCGCCGACGUGACCUUCGUCGCCGACGACGCUGGUUUCCGCGUGGAGUCCGACCUGCUGCCCACGCCCCACCCCCUCCCCGCCCACGCCAUCGCCCAGAUCGAGAAGGCUCGUCGGGAGGACGCAGCUGCUGCCGCUCUGAGCGGGCGUUACUCCGCCCCUCGGACUAGCUAUGGAUACCCUUAA
Penaeus vannamei (Pacific white shrimp) is the source of this 714-nucleotide messenger RNA. Lineage: Eukaryota; Metazoa; Arthropoda; Malacostraca; Decapoda; Penaeidae. The record is from RefSeq and is a predicted model, not a curated record.